UCGUACACACUAAGCUCAUUCAUUCUCGUUCACACACCUAUUAUACGUUUUCCAUUUUGUGAUGCGGUGAUGCCAGUUCGUUGUCAUUGCGCACGCGUACUUGCAGCGAUACAGUUGCUUCUUUGAGAGCAAAACAAUACAUUACAAAACAUGUUAUUGUAGCAUUGCUAACUAUAAUAACGUUUUUAUUGAGUUAGUUUGUGUAAUUAAAUUUAAUUUGUGAUAAUCAAAAUGAGUGCCAAAAAAGUUUGCGAUACAAAAAUUUUCGAGGACGAGACGACGGACUCUGGAUUUUUAUCUGGACCGUUGAGUGAACAGCUGUUGUCGUCAGACAACUUGGACACGAGAGAUGAACCAGUGGAUAGUGACAAAAACAAAAAAGUGAUCAGUGAAUAUCCAGAGCUCGACAGUGGAGUGGAUCUGUGCUUGUCUGAGUGCAUGUCAAAUGUAAAUCUAAGUGAUCCCACGCCCACGGCCACGGCCCAGGCGCCCUUAAUAGUUAUUGAGAGCGAGACCACACAGCAAAAGAACCAAGAUAUCCCACCCCUUUCAAUAUUGUUCCAGCAGGAUGAUGAUGGAGACACGCAACUCCACAUCGCAGCAGUUCACGGCUGUGAAAAGUCAGUGGGUACCCUGAUUAGGGUGUGUCCUGACAAGGCGUGGCUGGAUGUCCCUAAUGACUAUGGCCACACGGCCCUCCACCUCGCGGUCAUGAGCGGUCACGCCGUGGUCACUAGGAUGCUAAUCCGCGCUGGCUCCUCCCUAGCCACCAGAGACGUGAAAGGAGAAACGCCACUUCAUAAGGCAGUGAUUGGAAACCACCUCGAGUGCCUACAAGCGCUUCUAUCGCCAGUACCGGAACAGGCGCAAAGGAAGCUGUCAACCAUUUUGAAUCAGAAAAAUUAUCGAGGUCAGACGUGCGUACAUCUGGCGGCCAGUGCGGGCCACAUCGAGGCGCUCCAGACGCUCAUAUACUUCGGAGCUGACGUCAACGCCAAGGAGGGCCUGGCGGGCUGGACGGCGCUGCACGUGGCGGCGCGGAGGGCGGACGCGCGCGCGGCGCAGCUGCUGCUGCAGCGCGGCGCGCGCGCGGCCGAGCGCGACUACGCCGGCCGCACGCCGCGCCGCCUCGCGCGCGACUCGCGCCUGGCCGCGCUGCUCGCGCACGGCGGCGACAGCGACAGCGACGACGAUGCGUACGACAGCGACAGCGACAGUGAGAAUCUGUUCGAGAAAAUUCGUCAAAGUAGUAACCCCAUCAACGUCGCCUGAUGAAGUACCACCACCCACAUCACCACCACCUCUGCCCGAGGACCCACUCUCCACUCGUCCCACUCGGGACUCUGAACGAGAAGGCCCCUCUAUGUUCACCUCAGCCAACGUGACCACUUUACUAUCGCCGCUCUGGAGUUAUUGUGGACACGCACUGACUCCAGAGCGGCGGACGUAACCAUUACUAUUAAACCAAUCAUAAUAAUAAAAUUCAAUUAGUUUAUCUAUAGAUAACGACAAAUAACUUUGUAUACUUAAAAACUAUCUUAAAGCAAAAUUGUUCUAAGUUAUUGUACAUCUGAGGGUAGUUUGCAAUUUACAAUCUUUGUUUACUAUAACACAAGACGGCGAUCAGAACUCCGUAAAUAGGAAUAUAAGCUUUAAACAGUAUGAAAUAAAAGUUUAAUUAGUAUGCUGUCUUUCUUGCUGCCGCUCUGGGGUUAGUGCGGUCACGCACUGACUUCGAAGCGACAGAGUACAAAGUACUUAUAAAACAAUUAAUAAAUCUGUGUACUGAAAUUGAUCACAUAUAAUCAUUGCUGUAGUACGUUUCAAUAGAAUUUAUACCAGAGUGACUAUUUUUGAAAUACUACAAAAGAUAUAAUUCCAAGUUCUAUUGAAAUGUAGUACAACGUCGCUGUUUCAACAGUACUUCAUGCGUUAUACGUAUGUAAUCUCUGUUCAUAUGUUACAUAUAUGAUUAACAGCAUCGUAGCUUUACUUGUAUUUGUCAUCUAUUUUUCUUUAUGUUAUCUGUAUUCUAAACUGUGUAAAUUUUUAAAUCCUAAAUUUUUAUAUCUCAUAAAGUAAGUUUAUCUAUGAUUUUUAAAUUCUAUUUUAUAUGUAAAAUGCUGUUAAUCAUUUUAAACUAAUUAUCAUUUUCUUACAUAUUGUAGAGUGCAAUGUACUUGCCCUAAAACAUUGUCAAUCAACUUUAAUAUUCCUUUGAAGUCUCUUAUCAAUUGAAGUGAUAAUAAACAUGUCAAUUGUAAUAUUAUUGAAAUGUUUAUCUGUCGAUGACAUAUUUCUUGGUAAUGUCGCAUAGAAAUUUAAAUAAAAUUUCCUAAAUAUCGUGACUUAAUAAUGAAAGUCUGACUAUUUUGUCGGUUUUCAAAAUUAUAUUGAGACUGUUGUCUUAACCACACAAAUCAAUCUAAUUUGUGUCCUCUCUAUGUGACACGGGCACAAAUGCACAAAUGAAAGCCAUUAAAUUGUGUUAAUUAAUCAAAACCUUGUGACUGUAUAAAAAUUGAAUUAGUGAGUCAUAUAUAAAUGAUUUAAUUGUUUCGUUAGAUGAGCCAUUGUCGUGAAUUUCAUAUUAAAUUGGGCCAAUACUUGAGCAUUUCAUGUGCUGUGUUACACCAUGUUUAGUAUCGUUUUAUUAGAAUGUAUAUAAUUCGUUACAAGAUCUUUCUGUAAGAGCUUGUUACUAUGAAUGUAAAACUUUCAAACUAUUUUUACAAAUUUGUCUACAUUGUACUAAAAUGGAUUAUACGAAUGGGGACGUCUUCCUAUAUAUUCAAUAUUGUAUGUUACUAUUAUGUACUAUUAAAAAUAUGUUAUGUAUAUUCUUAUUUAAACGUAUAUUAGGCCGGAUAUAUAAAAAAUUGAAUAAUUCAAAAGAAUUUCAUUAUAUUACUACAUAUUAGUAAGGUCUUGACCCAACUUUCGUGAGAAAGCAGUGCCUAAGACCGUUUAUUAUAAUAUCGCAAGAGAUUUUUCUUUAUAGAAAAGUUUGUGAACGCGAUUAGUUAACUUAGACAAAUGUUUGUUAAGAAUCAGCUGGUUAUGUUAAGCUUAGUUAUAUUAUGUGAGACCGACCGCCGAGGGUCGGCGUACACGAUCGUACGGUCAUAUCUUUAGUUCAUACAUUGUGACGUGAGUUCUACUAGUCUCUGUACAUUAUUAAAUUAUAACUUGUUUAAAAAA
This is a messenger RNA of Melitaea cinxia (Glanville fritillary), 3201 nucleotides long. RefSeq names its product NF-kappa-B inhibitor cactus (gene cact). The transcript has 5 exons. The record is from RefSeq and is a predicted model, not a curated record. The coding region runs from base 232 to 1272 and encodes 346 amino acids. Gene Ontology annotation, molecular function: protein binding. Lineage: Eukaryota; Metazoa; Arthropoda; Insecta; Lepidoptera; Nymphalidae.